UGAAACCAGGAUAUUUGCGCGAUGACCAAGGUCGUCGUCUCCGAGGCGCGCGUCCGCGACGACCUGCGGUCCGUGCGCAGCUUCGAGGUCGGGCUGCUGCUCGGCCACGCAGCCAGCAUGGACGUCAUCGUCAUUCAUGUCCCGACGCCACCGGAAAACGCAGCUCGCGCAGCGUCGAGGCUCGCCGACGUGUCUGUCGACUGGAUGUCUGCGCAUGCGAAGUCCGUGCUCUGUAUGCUUCCUGGUGGCAUCGACUGCCUUGGGCUGUACGUGGUCACAACCGAGGAUCCCCACGCACUGCUCCCGUGCUACAUGUGUGCGCUCCAGGCGAUCGUGGGCUCGACGACCGAUGGCUUGUACAUGCUGUGCGUCUCGCCGACGAGCUCUACCAUGACGAGCAAGCGCUUCCAGGCGCCGUCAUCGUUUGUCGAGGCCCGGCUCCAGUGGCAGUCGGUCGAUGGUCUCUUGCGACGCUACGAGGCGGCGGUCCGCAUCGACGUGCGUCUGCCGAGCCUCGAGCCUGCAGCCCUGCUGGCGCACGUGGCGCCACUGCUGACGCACGCGAUUCCAGUGGCCGGUCGCGAUCCCGGACGCGUCCACUUUCUGGAGCGAGUGUCGACCAAUGAUCUAUCAGCUGUCGCCGCAGCUACUCGGCCAUCGACGUCACCUUGCCGUGGGUUGCACCUCGAAGGUUCUGUCACUUGCUUGGCGUAUGCACUCGAGAGCGCGCCGCUGGGCGACGCGCUACGAAGCGACUUUGAGCGGACGAUGGCGCGCCGCGUCGCGCUCUUGGAGUCCGACAUGAACGACGUCAGCAGCUGUCGUCGCACUUGGCCCGGUGACCACCCGCGCAACGUGGCAGUGGCUCGGCGAGCGCAGUUUCGAUGGCCGCGAAGUGGGUUCCUCACCGGCAACGUGCAUCUCUUCACGGACGACGAUCUGUCCGACAGCGCCCAUGCGAUCGCUGAGCUCUUGACCUCACCCACGCCCGUCGGGCUGCAAUGGGUCGAGAACGAAGCCAGCCUGCUCGUGACCAACAAGCAGCCAUCAAGGACGACACCGCGCGUCAGAGCGUGGCACCCCUCGCUCUUUCUGGCCCUCUUCGCGGCCGUCGUCGCGACCCUCGUUGCAUGUUGCGUUAAUUGAAGUCAAACGCGUGUCGCUGG
Messenger RNA from Saprolegnia parasitica CBS 223.65, 1166 nucleotides. RefSeq lists its product as hypothetical. Gene Ontology annotation, biological process: intracellular protein localization. The record is from RefSeq and is a predicted model, not a curated record. The transcript has 5 exons. Lineage: Eukaryota; Oomycota; Saprolegniomycetes; Saprolegniales; Saprolegniaceae. Gene Ontology annotation, cellular component: endomembrane system. Bases 22 to 1146 code for a protein of 374 amino acids.